Molecule: messenger RNA, 1677 nt
Organism: Lucilia sericata (common green bottle fly)
Lineage: Eukaryota; Metazoa; Arthropoda; Insecta; Diptera; Calliphoridae
Product: N-acetyl-D-glucosamine kinase
Exons: 5
Coding region: 329-1390 (353 amino acids)
Molecular function (GO): N-acetylglucosamine kinase activity
Source: RefSeq, a predicted model, not a curated record
AACAAGUUCAUUGUAAACGUAAACGUUGUAUUGUAGAGAGUUAAAAAUCUACCAGAUACGGAAAAAAAUAAACCAAAAGGCAAAAAAUAUAUCUAUUAACAUCAAAAUAAUAAAAAAAAAAAAAACGUAUUUGUUGUGCCACCAAAUCACCAGAAACAAGAUUGUUGUUAGUAAAAGUAUUAUUUUGCAAUUUAAAAACAAAAGAAUAAUAAAAAGGAAUUUUAUUCACUUGUUAUCCCUUUAAUGGUUAUGAGUUCCUAGUAUCAAAUUACUUCUAAAGUAUUUCUGUUAAUUUUAAAAGAAAAAUAGUUCAAAUUUGUAUAUAAAAAUGAAAUAUUUUGGCGGAAUUGAGGGUGGUGCUACACAUUCGCGUUUAAUCAUCUGUUCGGAGGAUGGUGAGUGUGUUGUUACAACAACUGGACUGGGUACCAACCACUGGAUGGUUGGCAUUGCCGAAUGUGCCCGACGUAUUGCCGAUAUGAUUGAGCGUGCGAAAACCGAUGCAAAUAUACCGCAAGAGACACGUUUAACAAGUUUGGGCUUAAGUUUAAGCGGCUGUGAACAGGAAGCCACCAACUAUGAAUUGGAAAUGGAAUUACGCACUUCUUUCCCCGAUAUAGCCGAUCAUUAUUAUGUCUGCAGCGAUACUAUGGGCAGUAUUUUUACUGCUUCUCCCAGUGGUGGUAUGGUACUGAUAUCGGGUACCGGCUCAAAUGCCUUAUUGAAAAAUCCCGAUGGAACUUCAUUUAGCUGCGGUGGUUGGGGUCAUUUCUUGGGAGAUGAGGGUAGUGCCUGGUAUAUUUCCCAUCGUGCCAUGAAGCUGGUCUUCGAUGACAUGGAUAAUUUCUCCAAAGCGCCAUUUCCCGUCGAAACUGUUUGGAAACUUAUACAGGAACACUUCAAUAUACAAACACGCCUCGAUUUGCUGCCACACUGUUAUGCCAAAUUCGAUAAACCCUUCUAUGCCAGUCUAUGCAAGAAACUCUCUCAUGCCGCCGAACAAGGUGAUGAACUAUCGAAAUUUCUCUUUCGUGAGGCGGGUGCUCAUAUAGCCACUCAUAUCAAUUCGCUAGCACCAAAAGUUCACAAUGAUUUAGUUAGAGAGGGAGAUUUAAAUGUGGUCUGUGUUGGUUCGGUAUGGUUGAGUUGGCCUCUCCUUAAAGACGGUUUUAUACAGGAGUUGAAAAAGGCUCAUAUACCAUUUGGUCUUAAGCUAAUACGUAUUACGAAAUGUAUGGCUUACGGUGCCUGUUAUUUGGGAGCCGAUAGUAUUAAAUUUCCUUUACCACGUAAUUAUUUAAAUAAUUACAAAGUAAUGUAUCACUAUGGACAAGGUCACACAAAUGGUAAUGUGACUAUGAAUGGUAAUCACUCAAACUCUAAUGAAUAACACUGGUUUAUAGAAGAACAAAUUAAGAAGCUACAAAACGUUCCAUUUUAAUAUAUUUAAAGCCAACAUUCGAAGAAGAACAUUUAAUGUUUUUGUCCUGUAAUCGAAAUCUUCCAUUUAUAUAAAUCCUUUACUCUUUUUUUGCUUUUUUUAUUGGUAGUUUAUAUUAGUUAAACAAAAAUUGUAAACAUUUGUAUUGGAAAUAUUUAUAGACUUGUAUUUUUUAACAAAAUAUAUACUACUUAUAGAUUAUUAAAAUAACAACAGAACAACAAAACCCCCUUAAA